AUGAAGAAAGGCAAGGCCCCGUCCUCCAGGAGAGCUGAAAUCCAGCAUCUGCACCAAUGCUACGCCUCAGGGCAGACCAUUUUGCCUGCCUGCGCCCUCCUCAGGUUCCUCCACAAAGAACAGAUGGAGCUCACAGCAAAUGAAGAAACGGCAGAGAGUUUGAUUGAUAGAUAUGAGAUUGAAGAGACAGCCAGAGAAAGUAGGUCCAUGACAUUUGAAGGAUUCCUGAGGUACAUGGAGUCCAAAGACUGCUGCGUGUUCGACCAGGCCCACACGUCUGUUUACCAAUACAUGGACCAGCCUUUCAGCAAUUACUUCAUCUCGUCAUCACACAACACCUACCUGACUGGAGAUCAGCUUGUAGGAAAGAGCCACCUGGAUGCCUAUGUUUGUGCUCUGAGGAAAGGCUGUCGCUGUCUGGAGAUUGACUGCUGGGAUGGGCCGGAUAUGGAGCCCGUAGUCUACCAUGGCUACACCCUGACCACCAAGAUAUUAUUUAAGGACGUCAUCACCACUGUGGAGCAACAUGCCUUCGAGGUGUCUGCUUACCCAGUGAUCCUGUCAUUAGAAAACCAUUGCUCCCAGGAGCAGCAGGAGGUCAUGGCCAAGUACCUCAUCUCUGUCCUGGGGGAAAAGCUGCUGAGAAGUCCCUUGGAUCACCCAACCACUGGAGACCUCCCUAGCCCCAAUGACCUGAAGUAUAAGAUCCUCAUCAAGAAUAAAAAGCUAAAGCAUCCCAUUGAGAGUGGGGGCGCAUCAGGGACAGAGGCAGAGGAGAGUGUAGAUGAGGAGGAGGAGGAGGAUGAGGAGGAGGAAGAGGAUCAUCAAACCAAGGCAAAGUUCUGGUCUCCCAGAAAGGCAGGGUCAAAGACGAAAUAGAAGAAGAAGGUGGCCGUGGCAGAGGCUUUAUCGGACCUGGUUGUAUACACCAGGUCUGUCAAGUUCAUCAGCUUCAGUCAUUCCAAGGACAAUCAGAACUGCUAUGAGAACACAUCGAUGGCAGAGAAGAAAGCUCGCAAGCUAGCCAAAGCCUCAGGUGCAGACUUUGUUCAGCACAACCGGAGGUUCCUCAGCAGGAUUUACCCAGCAGGCUCCAGGACGUCUUCCUCCAACUACAACCCUCAGGAGUUUUGGAACGUCGGUUCACAGCUCGUGGCUCUAAAUUUCCAGUCUCUGGAUUUGUCCAUGGACCUUAAUGAUGGCCGUUUCCAGGACAACGGGGGCUGCGGGUACGUUCUGAAGCCGGCGGUGCUCAUGUCCAGUCAGAGGAGCUUUGAUCCCAGCUGCAGCCAGCACGGCCUGAAACCAACACACCUGCUGCUCAAGGUGAUUAGUGGGUCCAACCUACCCACCCCCAGGAGUGGCAAAGCUCUGGACCCAUUUGUCAGAGUGGAGAUUCAUGGGAUUGCAUCGGACUCACGCAGGAAAAACACACAUACUGUCAAAAACAACUCUCUGAGUCCUCACUGGGAUACUGACAUGAACUUCACCAUCAGUGUCCCGGAGCUCUGCCUCCUCCGCUUCUGUGUCCGAGAACAGACCGGCCUCCUCAGCAGCGAAUUCGUGGGCCAGUACACCCUGCCCUUCACCAGCCUGAAGAAAGGCUACCGCUGGGUUCCUCUCCGGUCCCGAGACGGAUGCAGUCUGGAUCCAGCCUCGCUCUUCGUCUUUGUUUGGUAUUCCUAA
Messenger RNA from Anoplopoma fimbria (sablefish), 1686 nucleotides. Its product is annotated as 1-phosphatidylinositol 4,5-bisphosphate phosphodiesterase zeta-1-like. The record is from RefSeq and is a predicted model, not a curated record. Gene Ontology annotation, biological process: lipid metabolic process; positive regulation of cytosolic calcium ion concentration involved in egg activation; intracellular signal transduction. Gene Ontology annotation, molecular function: phosphatidylinositol-4,5-bisphosphate phospholipase C activity. The transcript is spliced from 11 exons. Gene Ontology annotation, cellular component: nucleus. Lineage: Eukaryota; Metazoa; Chordata; Actinopteri; Perciformes; Anoplopomatidae.